Molecule: messenger RNA, 534 nt
Organism: Dictyostelium purpureum
Lineage: Eukaryota; Evosea; Eumycetozoa; Dictyosteliales; Dictyosteliaceae
Exons: 2
Coding region: 1-534 (177 amino acids)
Source: RefSeq, a predicted model, not a curated record
AUGAAAUUAAUUUUAUUAUUACUCUCAAUUAUUUUUGUUUCCGUUGCUAAAGCUAGUAUUACUGUCAAAUAUGGAACAUGUCUUGGAGUAUGCUAUUGCCCUGCAAAAUACAUUGAAAAUGGAAAGUACAAGGAUUUAGAUGAAGUUACUAUCCCAGAUUAUCCAAAUUAUUUAAAUCUAAAUAUGUAUUUAAAUGUCACCUAUAAACCAUCUAAAAAAGUAAUUGAAUUUGUUAAAAUUCAUGACAAAACUCCAUAUCACACAGAGUUAGCAUAUCCAAUUGACGAAGAUGAUAACAGCUAUAAUGUUACUCAAUGUGCCUACAUUUUAUCAUCUAGAUUCCACUCAACUCGGGAAGAAACAUGCUAUUACGAAUUUAUGUGCAAUGCUGAUGGCUCUUCAUCAUCAUCAAAGUUGCAAUUUUUAACCGAUACAAGUAUUCAAAUGAUUGGUAUGUACACUCUCAUGGCCAGUUCUCAUCUUCUCUAUAUUACUGAUUUAGUUUUAAAUGGUGAUUGGAAGCAUAUAAUUUAA